AUGGUACAGACCCCGACUGUUGAGGCGGAGGAGUUCCCGCGGCCCUCUACGGGCCAGCUCCGAGCCAUGAGAUGCCAGGCUGCCCAGAGAGGCCCCGUGACAGAAGAUGGAGCCCCAGGGAAGCACCUGCUGACCGCAGACACCCAUGGCAGACAAUCCCACUUGGGCCGAAGGAGUCGCUGCCCUGCCCUCCGCAGGCUGGUCCCCGUUGGCUUUGGAGCUGAGGCACGGAUGCUCUUUGUCCUUUCUGGACCCCUGUUCCUCUUCCAGAUGCUGAACUUCAUGGUCUACGUCGUGAGCACGGUGUUCUGCGGACACCUGGGCACGGUGGAGCUGGCAGCAGUGACCCUCUCGGUGGCCUUUGUCAACGUCUGUGGAGUUUCCAUCGGGUUUGGCUUGUCCUCGGCCUGUGACACCUUGAUGUCCCAGAGCUUCGGCAGCCGCCACAAGAAGCACGUGGGCGUCAUCCUGCAGCGGGGCGUGCUGGUGCUGCUGCUCUGCUGUCUGCCCUGCUGGGCGCUCUUCCUCAACACCCAGCUCAUCUUGCUGCUCUGCAGGCAGGACCCGGCCGUGUCCAGGCUGGCCCAGGAGUAUGUGCAGGUCUACAUCCCAGGCCUGCCGGCAAAUUUUCUCUACAGCCUGCAGGCCAAGUACUUGCAGAAUCAGGGCAUCGUUUGGCCCCAAGUCUUCAGCGGCAUCGUGGGCAACUGCGUCAACGCCCUGGCCAACUAUGUCCUGGUUUCUGUGCUGGGCCAGGGGGUCAGGGGCUCCGCAUUUGCCAACACCGUCUCCCAGUUCUCGCAGGCUGUCUUCCUCCUGUUCUACAUCGUGCUGAAGAAGCUGCAUCUGGAGACAUGGGCAGGCUGGUCCUGGGAGUGCCUGCAGGACUGGGGCCCCUUCUUCCGCCUGGCCAUCCCCAGCAUGCUGAUGCUGUGCAUCGAGUGGUGGGCCUACGAGAUCGGGAGCUUCCUCGUGGGCCUGCUCAGUGUGCUCGACCUCUCUGCCCAAGCAGUCAUCUAUGAGGUGGCCACCGUCAUCUACAUGAUCCCCAUGGGGCUCAGCAUCGCGGUCUGUGUCCGAGUGGGGACAGCCCUGGGAGCCGCAGACACUGUGCAAGCCAAACGAUCAGCCAUCUCAGGCACCCUCUGCACAGUCGGAACCUCCCUGGCUGUGGGCAUCCUGUUGAGCCUCCUGAGAAACAAGCUGGGCCACAUCUUCACCAAUGAUGAGGAAGUCGUCGCCCUGGUCAACAAGGUCCUGCCGCUGUACAUCUUCUUCCAGCUGUUUGAUGCCCUCUGUUGUCUCUACGCUGGGGUCCUGCGUGGGACCGGCAGGCAGGCCUUCGGGGCCGUGGUGAAUGCUGUCAUGUACUAUGCCAUCGGCCUCCCGCUGGGUGUCGUGCUGACCUUCCUGGUCGGGAUGGGGAUCAUGGGCCUCUGGCUGGGCAUGCUGGUCUGUGUCAUGCUGGCCACCGCUGCCUUCGUCACUUACACGGCCCGGAUGGACUGGAAGCGGGCUGCAGAGGAGGCGCAAAAACACGCAGGACUGCCGCCACUGGGGAGCACUGAGAGCAUGGCCUUCGGAACCAGGCCCGGGCCUGAGAAAGUGGUCGUGUCUUCAGUGGCCACAGGCAGCUCCCCUGGCGUGAUCCUGACGACCUACUCGAGGCCCGGGGGCCACCUGGACCUCCUCAGGACUCCGGAAGCAGUCCACACCCUACCCACCCCUGCCGGCCAGCUGUCAGCCAAGCAGCUGGCUCUCCGCCGGGGGGCUGCUCUGGCGGUGGCAGUGGGCUCGUUGAUAGUGGGGCUCGUCCUGAGGGUCCUCACCGCCAGGCCCUAGUGAGACAGCUUAAGACGAAAAGGAAGCUGAGAGUGGCUGCCCGCCCCAAAUUCAGUGCAGGGGGACGCCCCUGACCGCUCCUCAAGAACAUUCACGGGACUUCCCUGGUGAUCCAGUGGCUGAGAAUCUGCCUGUCCACCAAGCAGGUUUCCCCUCCUCCCCACCAACCCCACCCCCCACCA
Messenger RNA from Budorcas taxicolor (takin), 2024 nucleotides. RefSeq names its product solute carrier family 47 member 2 (gene SLC47A2). Lineage: Eukaryota; Metazoa; Chordata; Mammalia; Artiodactyla; Bovidae. Bases 1 to 1842 code for a protein of 613 amino acids. Gene Ontology annotation, molecular function: antiporter activity; xenobiotic transmembrane transporter activity. The record is from RefSeq and is a predicted model, not a curated record. The transcript has 19 exons. Gene Ontology annotation, cellular component: membrane. Gene Ontology annotation, biological process: xenobiotic detoxification by transmembrane export across the plasma membrane.